Molecule: messenger RNA, 748 nt
Organism: Bradysia coprophila
Lineage: Eukaryota; Metazoa; Arthropoda; Insecta; Diptera; Sciaridae
Source: RefSeq, a predicted model, not a curated record
UAUUUCAAUUGCUAAUUUUCAUUGAUCUGUCUGCUUUUCGUGUCUGGCUGUUCCGCUAUAAAAGCGACGAAGAUUUUCGAAUUGAUCAUAAUCCACUUUGUGAUUUACAAUCGAAAACACAUUUCAAAAACAUUCAACUAAAAUGAAAAGUUUCGUUGCUUUAAUUUUGUGCAUUUGUGCUUUAAACCAAGUGAUAGGCGCGAGUGCUCACAAAAUUCCAAGCUCACCAGCUCCAGCAUCUGAAACAACCGAUUCGGAAACUGCUCCGAACUCUUCGGAGGAUGAAAGCAAGGGACAUAAUGAGUGCAAAGGCUUGUGGAAAAAACUCUUGAAGCUUUUGAGUCCAUUGUUAGAGAAGGAUGAAGAUUCAUCAGCUGCUUCAGACUCAUCCUCACCUGCUCCAGACUCAGCAUCGCCUUCUCCAGACUCAGCAUCACCUGCUCCAGACUCAGCAUCCCCUGCUCCAGACUCAGCAUCGCCUGCUCCAGACUCAGCAUCACCAGCUCCAGACUCAGCAUCACCAGCUCCAGACUCAGCAUCGCCUGCUCCAGACUCAGCAUCACCAGCUCCAGACUCAGCAUCACCAGCUCCAGACUCAGCAUCUCCUGCUUCAGACUCAGCCUCUCCUGCUCCAGACUCAGCAUCGCCAGCUCCAGACUCAUCAUCACCCGCUCCAGACUCAUCAUCACCCGCUCCAGACUCAUCAUCACCCGCUCCAGACUCAGCAUCGCCAGCUCCAGAAGCAUAA